AUGAUUAGCAGAAUAACAUUCAAUAAUUAUAAAAAAAUUAGUAAUAAUAUUAAAUUGAUUAGUAUUAGUAAUAAUAAUAAUAUUCAAAUUCCAUCUACUUAUCAUAAUUCAAAUUCUAAAACCAAACCAACUAAAGAGUUUUUAGAAUAUUAUAAUAUUUUAAAUAAUGAUGAUUGCUCAACUAAUAUUAAUAAUAGAUAUUAUUCAACAAGUAAAACAGAAUCCAUUUUAAAAUUACUUAAAAAGAUAAUUGGUGGUCACUUUAAAACUAUAGAUAAUAGUAAUAGUAAUAAUAGUAAUAGUAAUAAUAGUAAUAAUAAAUCACCAGAAACCAUUGAUGAAGAGUUAAUUGAAAAAACAAAAGCAAUAGCAUAUAGGCUAUAUAAUUUAAUAUUAACAUUUGUAAUUUAUAGAAUUUUUUAUUCAACAGAUCCAAAGUUUUGGGAAGAAUAUCAACUUACAGAAAAGAAAAGUAUUUUAGUAGAUUUCGUCGAAGUUUUUAAUAACCCAACAUUUGAAACACACAGAGUUUAUGGUUUUAUAAUCGAUUAUCUUUUAAAGAGAAACGAGGAAAAGGAAGCACUUUAUUUUUUUAGCAAAUUAAAAUUACAAACCAAUUCAAAUGAACAUUAUUACUAUUCUUCUUUCAACACAUUCAUAACCUACUAUGUACAGAACCACAAGAAUAUAGAAGCACUCAAUUUCUUUAGAGAUAAUAUAGUAUUAUUUAGAGGCUAUGUAGAAUCAAAUUAUUUUUUAAUGUUUUUGCAAAAUUGGUUUCAAAUUAUCAAAGCACAAUUCCAACAAAUCAAAAAGACAAAUACAGCUGUAUCAGCUUCACAACACCAACAUCAGCAACAACAAAUAAUACAGGAACAAUAUGAAAAGAAUUUAGCAUUAUUAAUAAAUGAAAUUGUAAAGAUUAUUAAAGAAAAUAAUUUAUUAAAUAGAAAGGUAUAUGAAAAUAUUAUUGGAUCAUUAAUUUACACAAAGCAAUUCAAAAAAGGUUUACAAAUGUACGAAAAUGAAUAUAAAGAGUAUUUAUUACAAGAGCAACAGGAACAACAAGAGCAAUUAUCAAGUGAUAAUAAUAACAAUAAUAAUAAAAAUGGCAAUAAUAUUAAAAAUAGUAAUAAUAUAUAUAAAAACAAUAAUUUUGAAAAUGAUUUAAAUUAUUAUUUAUUUCAAUCAUUUAUUAUUAGUGACAAUAUGGCCAAGUGUAAAAGCCAUUUUAAAGAGGUUAUAGGUAAAGGUGGGGUUAUAAAGCCAAUAGUAUUAUAUCAUUUAUUAAGCUAUUCAAAAGACAAAGAUAACAAGUUUUUUAAAGAAUUAGAGAAUUAUUUUUUUUACAGGUGCAUAUCAAAUAGAAAGUCAUCAGCAUUAGUAUUGUAUUUAGCAAAAUCUUUUGAAGAUCAAUUUACAUUUGAAGCAAUUUUAAAAAGACUCAAGAGAUUAAUAAAGGGUGGUGGUCAAGAGCAGAAACUAGCGUUAUCAGUUUUCGAUUUUACAAUUUUACUAUUUUUAAAGGGUGCAAGAUAUGAAGAGGCGUUAAAGUUAUAUUCAAUGAGAUUGUUGGAUUUCGGUUUAGCUCCAGAUGAACAUAUAGUCUCAUAUUUUAUGGCAUAUCAUAUCGAACACUAUGACUUCCAAUUGUACGACUACUGGGCCCAAUUAGCAAAAAGCUUUAAUAUCGAAAUAACUAAAGAGCGUUUCUUAUCAGAUUUCAAUACCUAUAGAGAGUAUGGUCUUUUAGAAAAUUAUAACCUUGCCAAAUUCUUUUUAAAACUCAGAGUACCAAAAGAAGAAGACCCAGAAUAUGUUAAAUCUUUAGUACCACCCAAUAGAGCUUUAUCACAAUUUAAUUUUAGAAACAAUUUAUGGAAAAGAAAGCCUGAUAGCAUCGAUGAAAAUAUUGAAUCAUCACAACUUAGUUUAUUAUUAAACGAAUUAAACUUUGAAGAUAGCGCAGAAGAUGAUGGUAUUCACAGUAAAGCAGAACCAUUGGGAUCAAAAUUAAUCGAUAUUGUCAACAAAGUAAAGAAUACAAGCGAUUUUAGGUUAUUUAUAAAUCAAUUCUAUGCACCUGGUACCAAAUUUUUAAAAUCUAUAGCGUUUGACCCAUUAAUUUAUAACAGCUUUUUAAGCCCAACAGCCCAACCCAAACUAAUAGCUUUUGGAUUGGAUCUUCUUUACAAAGAACCACAAAGCAUUUUCAAUUUACCAACUACAACAAUGAAUAUAUUUAAUUUAUUCCUUGGUCACCAACAUUUAGAUAUAGCAAAUAGAUAUUUUGAAAAAUUAAUUUUAAAUCAUAAUAUAAUGCAUAUCGACGAUAUACCAACCAACAGGGAAAACUACUUAAAAAUAUUGAUUUCAGAUAGAGUAAUGUCAACUAUAUUGGAACAUUUAAAACAAAAGAAACCAUUACAAGUUUAUAUUUCAAACAUCCUUUUAAAGAAUUUAUUGAUCAAUUACACUAAAACUCAAAUACCGCUCUAUGAAGUUCUCUUUUUGGAUGCACUACAAAAGAUUACCCAUUUCAAUAAAGAAACCAUCAUUAUAUAUUUGGAUUAUUUAAUUAAAAAGAAGGAGAAGCAAAACCCAUCUAUAUCAGAUUUGGAAUUGGUCAAGCAUGUUUUAGAUAUCGACUUUGUUUGGGAUUUUUAUGAUCGUCUCAAAUCAGUUCAAGAUAUAUCCUCUGAAAUUUAUGAUAAUCAAAAUAGUGAAGUUGUCGAUAUAGAGGGCAAUAAAAAUCACACAGAACCUAUUCAAAUUAGAUUACCACCCAAAAUAAAUGUAUUACAAGCCACAAAUUUACUUAAAAAGAUGGAUCUCCUCCAACCUAAUCAAACUAUUUUAAUAAUCGAAGCACUCUGUCAAAAUACCAAAUACCUUAAAGCAUUAGCUGAAUAUCUCAAAACUUCAGACUAUGAAACCAAAGCCAGUGUAUUAAAGAAUUUAUCUCAAGUCUCAUUAAGAAAUUUAAUAGCUACACAAGGUAUAAAUAGUGAGAAUACUUUAUUCAUUACAGAAAUCUUUAAUAUCUACCAUCAAGUAAACAAAUCUAAAUCAUAUAAAAGAGACUUAAUUAUGUUAAUCGAAUCAAUCAAUAGCCCAGAUAUAAGCUCUAUUUUGGAUAACAUCACUUUAAUUAAUGAAUUUAUACCAAUUAAAUUUUUAAAAGAACCUCCUGUUUAUGAUGAUAUGGAUAAUAGUUUUAUUUAA
Messenger RNA from Dictyostelium purpureum, 3225 nucleotides. RefSeq lists its product as uncharacterized. Bases 1 to 3225 code for a protein of 1074 amino acids. NCBI's taxonomy places the organism in Eukaryota, Evosea, Eumycetozoa, Dictyosteliales, Dictyosteliaceae. The record is from RefSeq and is a predicted model, not a curated record. The transcript is spliced from 2 exons.